Molecule: messenger RNA, 1930 nt
Organism: Capsicum annuum
Lineage: Eukaryota; Viridiplantae; Streptophyta; Magnoliopsida; Solanales; Solanaceae
Exons: 1
Coding region: 1-1527 (508 amino acids)
Biological process (GO): isocitrate metabolic process
Cellular component (GO): mitochondrion
Molecular function (GO): isocitrate dehydrogenase (NADP+) activity
Source: RefSeq, a predicted model, not a curated record
AUGCAUUUCCAGUUAUAUCCUCGAACUCUAAGAAAACCGGAGGAUAUGGUUUCAGCUAAUAAAAAAGAGAAGCAUAAUGGAGUUAGUGCAAACCAAUGGGAAUUGGGUAAGUUUUUCGAUAAUAAAGACCAGAAACAAUUCUUUGAUUUCAAAUAUGGUUGUAUUAGGUUCCAGGGGUUGAAAAACACAAUCAACAGUAGAACUUGUGAUGUUUGUUCAAGAGCUGCUUGGAAAGAAGUGCUCUCAUGGCAGGCUCAUUCUGAUACAAUUAUUUCCGCGGUCAUGACUUUGUGUGACUUAUGGUUUGACUUUAAGAGUGAUACGAUAAUUUGGGGCAAAAUUUGCCCAUGUGAAGGAGCUGAGAAAUUGCUCUUUCUAAUAAUAAAUGAAAGACCAAUAUUAAUUGCAUGGGAUGUGAUUGGAAACAAGAAAGUAAUGAUGUUGAGGAUGAGAAUGUAUGACUAUAUGAUGUACCUUGUAAACUGUCACAUUGCUACACACUUAAGAGUCAUCAAUUAUCAAUUCUUUAGUUACCAUUUCACUCUUGAGAACAAUGGUGAUCUCGACGGGAAGGGAUGCACUCAGUUUCCAAUUUUACAAUUUUCUGCGCCUUCACUUGGAAAGAUGAGUUCGACAUCUUUUGAGCAGAAUAUGGAGAACGGAGGGAAGCAGUUGUUUAUGUUAUUCCAGUCUCUUGGUCCUUCAUUCGAUAAGAAGGGUCCGACAGUAGAAGGAGCUGCAUCUUCUGGGUGGAAUGGACGACCUUUUGCAGUCAUCAAAAUUUUGGGACAGACACAAAAAUAUGGUGAAAAUGGUUUUAACUUUGGUCAAGCAGGAGAUGAAAUGACCCGUGUCAUUUGGAAAUUAAUCAAGGAUAAGCUCAUCUUGCCCUUUGUGGAGUUGGAUAUAAAAUACUUCGUUCUUGGCCUUCAUCGCCGUGAUGCCACAGAUGAUAAGGUUACAAUUGAAAGUGCUAAGGCUACUUUGAAGUAUAAUGUAGCAAUUAAGUGUGCAACCAUCACUCCAGAUGAAGCUCGUAUGAAGGAGGUUAACUUGAAGCAUGUGUGGAAGAGACCAUAUGGGAUAAAUAGGAAUAUUCUAAAUGGUACGGUAUUCAGGGAACCAAUCCUCUGCAAAAACAUCCCUCGACUUGUCCCAGGUUGGUCAAAACCGAUAUGCAUAGGCAGAUAUGCUUUUGCUGAUCAAUAUCGAGCUACUGAUACAAUAAUUCAAAGAGCUGGAAAACUCAAAUUAGUAUUUGUACCAGAAGGGACGGAUCAAAAGAUCGAGUUCGAGGUUUGCAACUUCACUGGUGCUGGUGGAGUAGCUCUAUCCAUGUACAACACGGAUGAGUCUAUUCGUUCUUUUGCUGAAGCUUCUAUGAACAUGGCUUACCAAAAGAAAUGGCCACUCUAUCUUAGCACAAAGAAUACCAUCCUUGAGAAAUACGACGGAAGAUUCAAGGACAUAUUCCACGAAGUUUAUGAGUCAAACUGGAAGUUGAAGUUUGAAGAAGCUGGGAUCUGAUGACUACUUCUGAUGGCAAGUCCCCAUUGCUCAGAUCCAAAAGUUAUACUGCAAAGAAGGACGGUUAAGAAAGGGAAUAGAACUGUGGCUCAAGUUUUGCCCAAAUGGACAGGAUUGUCGGCUGGUGCUGCAACUUGGGAGUACCUUAUUGUUCUUCAAGCAAGAUUUUCUGGUCUUGAUCCUUGAGGUCAAGGAUCUCUUUGCAGCAGGGAGUACUGUUACACGAAAAUGAAUCAACUGGACAAGUUAAUUAGCUUUGCCAUAUCAACAGUUAAUUACGGGCUGUUGAAUUAGUUAGAAGCAGCUAGCAAAUUAGAUUCACUCUCAUUUCUUAUAAAAGGCAUUGUAUCUACAAAUUCAAUCAUCAAUUGAACAAUAAUACAAUUUUCCUAAUUGAAUUCUA